Striga hermonthica is the source of this 2322-nucleotide messenger RNA. Lineage: Eukaryota; Viridiplantae; Streptophyta; Magnoliopsida; Lamiales; Orobanchaceae. The record is from the annotation of a GenBank genome assembly.
AUGGUGGAAAGCAGCGAAGAAGAAGAUGAUUUCCCCUCAAUGGAGAGCGUCACCCCUCAGUCCAAGAUCGACACCAUCUACCAGUCCAAGACUGAAAAGGGCAUCAGGAAAAUCUGUUUCGAGCUUUUGGAUCUGAAAGAUGCAGUCGAAAACUUGUGCAGUAAUACACAAACAAAGUAUUUGGCUUUCUUGAGAUUAUCUGAUGAAGUAGUUGAAACGAAGCACGAGCUAAAUGAGCUCCAAAAGCAUAUUUCCACCCAAGGGCUUCUCGUGCAAGAUCUCAUGAGCGGCGUAUUUCACGAAUUGGAACAAUGGAGCCAGGUAGGCGAGAGUGUCGAGGAAGAUGAUGAGAACUCACAAAUUUACGAAAUUGAAAGUAUAUUCCCAACUGAAAAGGAGGACCAAAGGAUGCAAUUCCUGGAGCACAUUGACGUUCUUCUUGUCGAGCAUAAAAUUGAAGAAGCCAUAGACGCAAUCGAUGCCGAAGAACGUAAUCAUCUGGAAACAAAUGAUGAAGCCUCCUCCUUUAAGUCUGCUUUGUCGAAAAGCAAAGCAACACUCGAGAACCAGCUCAUUGAAAUCAGCCAACAGCCGUCGGUUGGUAUUCUAGAACUGAAGAAGGUUCUAUCCGGUUUGUUAAAGCUCGGUAAAGGUCCCGUGGCUCAUCAGAUUUUCCUGAAAUCUUAUGGGUCCCGACUCCAGAGGAGCAUAGAGGAUUUUCUCGCCCUGUGCCCUUGCUAUCCUGAGACGUACUCAGCUACACUGUCUAACCUUGUCUUCUCUAUGAUUUCACUGGCCACUAGAGAAUCUGGCCUCAUGUUUGGGGAUGACCCAGUUUACAGCAAUAGGGUUGUUCAGUGGGCGGAAUGGGAAAUAGAGUCUCUGAUCAGAUUGGUCAAGGAAAAUGCGCCGCCUUCUGAGACUUCCUCUGCCUUACGUGCGGCGAGUGUAUGCGUUCAGGCGAGUCUUAGCCACUGCUUGGCCCUGGAAGCACAGGAUCUGAAGCUGAGGAAGCUGCUGCUUGUGCUUUUGCAGCCAUACAUUGAGGAAGUUUUAGAGUUGAACUUCAGAAGGGCUCGGAAGGUGGUUCUUGAUCUGGAUGGAGGAGACGAGAACAUGCCUUUGUCUCCUCGUUUUGCGUCUCCUCUUUCCACUUUUUCUAUCUCGUCUGAUCGUAUGCUCGUUGAUUGCGGGAUGAGGUUCAUCUUUGUUGUCAAGGAGAUAGUCGAGCAUUUAACACGCUCAGUCAUCCUACAUUUUGGGGGAAACAUACUGACCAGAAUCGCGCAGCUUUUCGAUAGAUAUGUCGAUAUCUUGAUUAAAUCCCUAACCGGGCCCACAGAAGACGACAAUCUGUCAGAUUUGAAGGACCCUGUGCCUUUCAAAGCCGAGACAGACUCCCAGCAGCUCGCGUUACUGGGGACCGCCUUCACUAUUGCUGAGGAGCUGCUGCCUAUGGUGGUCUCCCGAAUUUGGAAUGUGCUGAACGAGAGCAAGGAAGCUGGGGCCGGGCAGGCUGAUAAUGUAUUAUUGCCUCUGGUCAACAUCAGUGUCGAUCCUAAAGAUUGGAGACGUCAGCUUCAGCACUCUCUGGACAAGCUAAGAGAUCAUUUCUGUCGGCAAUAUGUUUUGAGUUUCAUAUAUUCACGAGAUGGGGAGACUAGAUUGGAUGCACAGAUAUAUUUACGUGGUAAAGGGCAAGAUUUGACGCGGAAUGCUGAUCCUCUACCCUCUUUGCCGUUCCAGGCACUAUUUGGGAAGCUUCAGCAGCUAGCAGCCGUGGCUGGUGAUGUUCUGUUGGGAAGAGAGAAGAUACAAAAGGUUUUGCUGGCUAGGCUAACCGAGACAGUGGUGAUGUGGCUGUCUGAUGAACAGGAAUUUUGGGGUGUUCUUGAGCAUGAUUCUGCUCCUCUUCGCCCUCUUGGAUUGCAGCAGUUAGUACUUGACAUGCACUUCACAGUCGAAAUCGCACGGUUUGCUGGAUACCCAUCGAGGCACGUACACAAGAUUUCAUCCGACAUAAUUGCACGCGCAGUGAAAGCUUUCUCUGCCCGAGGAAUUGACCCACAAAGUUCACUUCCGGAGGACGAGUGGUUUGUGGAGACUGCAAAAGGGGCCAUAAACAAGCUUCUCAUGGUCGGGUCUGGUUCAGACGCGUCUGAGAUUGAUGACAGGGAUGAACACAUCAUGAUGGAUGAUGAGAUCAUCUCGGAUUCGGACGAGUCCCCUUCAUCCCUCUCGUCCGUGGACAGUGAGGAAUCGUUUGCAUCCGCUCGGAUGGAAGAAUUGGAGAGCCCCGUUUUAACAGAUUCGGAAAAUUGA